GUCCUCCAGACUUUCAUGCAGACAGAUGCCGGAGUGGUGCAGAUCACAGCAGUUUUGCCUUCAGCCUUUCCGGCAGAGCAGCAGAUGGUUUUGACCUCCGGCUCGGAUGCACGUGUGGAGGUCGUUGGCCACGUGAUUCAUCAAGCCUCCGAGUUGACUUCUGGGCCCAUUAUGGUGAGCACAACCAGCAUGACCGAAGAUGUAGCCACCAAGUUCACGGACAGCAGCAUUGCAGGACUGGGUUCUACCCUCCGAUCCAAGCCCUUGAGUAUCAAUCUGCGGCGCAACGAUGGCAGUGCAUUGAACAUGAAGAAUCUACGCGAACCAAUGGGAAUGGUCAUGAAGGUCAGUGGUGAGGAGAACGUGACAUGUGCCUAUUGGGACGAGGAGGAGCACCGCUGGUCCAUCCAGGGCGUGACGACCAUCGGAACCAGCAACGGUGAGCUCCGCUGUGAGACGACGCAUUUGUCCAUCUUUGCGGGAGUGGUGAUGGCCGUACAGUUCCUGCAGGACGCUGUCUCAAUUGAUUGCGAGAUCACGGGCAGUUGGUCGGCGGAUGGCAUGGCAGCGUUGUUCGACUCCGAAACGACAUCGAAACUCCUUGGAACCCAAUGGAUGUCAUCUGCUGGAGGUGUUUGUCUGUUCGUUGCUCUUUCCUUGUUCGUUUUGGCCGUCGCCUGGGGAAUGCAUCGUCAGCAGCGACAGGACGACGAGGUGGUGAAGGAUACAGUGCUGAACAGAUCCACCGGCAAGGCAGAUAUGACCUCAGAGUCAGCUGUUGGAGCAUGUCUUCAAGCUGUCCAGAGUUACAGGACUGGCCUGGAGCUGGAGACUCUCAAGGCUCUCAAUGGCGGUGUGGGACCUCAUCGAUCACGCUACAGUGCUGGAGAUGAUGAUUCCAGAGGGCGACGUCCCAGUCUACAGGAUAUGCGCAGAGACUCGAAUGCUUGGGACGUGUCGGUGAGGUUGCAAGAUCUUCCCCAGCUGAAGUAUUUCUUCCAAAACUAUGAGAUCUCUCGGCAUCGGCGUCGUUCCGCAGAGGACUUCCUGGAUGCGCCCUGGCCGGCGCGAGUGUUGAUGAUGUUCAAAGCAGUUCACAGCUGGCUGGCAGUGGGUCGGUUCAACCUCUUCACAACGAAGUGUGAGCGUAUCUGUUUGAUCGGAUUCAAACUCUUCACUGCUGCGGCUUUGAACGCCCUCACUCUUUCAGGGAUGCCUGUACUUCCUGAUUGCGCAGUGGAGUUGGGACUUGCACCCUUUGGCUUUGUUGAAGCCAUGUUGGUGGGACUUGCAUCUGCCUGUGUGGCGGAUCUCUUUGGACUUCUACAGAUGGUGCUGAGACAGCGCAGCGGAUGGGUGAGCUGGGUAGUUUGGUUGCUGCUGAUGGCCUUAGCACUAUUCUGCUGCAUUGCCUAUCUGGCCACCGAUGGAGAGCACUGGCUUGAAAGCACCUUUUCAAGCCUCUUUCAGGAGCUGCUUCUGCAGCCCCUGGGCUUGGCCAUGUUCUUGGUGACGCGAGCCUCGCUGGCGCUGAAGAAUCCGGAAGUCGUGGAAGUCGUGGUGAAGAAAUGGGUGGAAGUGGAGGAUGUCGAAACAUCACCAGGUCGCCAACCUCAACAGGUGCUGCAGAUUCUGCCGGCCGCGCCCGCCCGGUCCAGCCAUGCCCGGUCCAGCGCCCGUGUGUCGGCGCAGGGAGACAUUGCACUGCAGCUGGUGGGCAGCAGCCAAAGCAGCCAGAAACGCGAAGUCUUGGAGGCGAAGAGUGUGGCGUAUCAAAGGGCCUAUGAGAGCGCCAUUGAAGAGGGCCUCAGCAAGAAAGAGGCUAAGGCCUUGGCCAAGGAGGCCUUCCGCAUGGCCCAAUUGGAGGAGUCCCCGGGGGAGCUCUUGCUGCAGGAAGCCAAAAGGCACAGAAUGGUAGAGAAGAGCUCUGCCUACCACCAGGCGUACAAGGAAGCCGUUGAGGCUGGGAAGAGCAAGGAUGAAGCCAAGGCAACGGCGAAAGUGGCCUUCCAACAGGCCAAUGGCGGCAGUCGCCCGAGCUCUUCGGGUCACCAGAGCUCCAGUUCCGGUCUCGGCAGCGCUGAAGAGAUCGCUUCGCCGCCGCGGCGCUCCUCUGCGCCCCUUGGGCAGUUCGAUGUGAUCAUGCCGUCGCCUGGGGAAAUGGCCACGGUGGAGAGGAAGAGGAAGAAGAAGGCUGAUCAGAGCUCCGCCUACCAUGAAGCCUACAAAAAGGCUGUUCAAGAGGGGAGUGACCAAGAAGAGGCCAAGGGAAAGGCCAUGGCUGCUUUUCAUCGAAGUGGCUCCGCAGAUGUCGAGUUGCCUUUGGCCAUGCCGGGGGUGAUAGAGGACUCACAUUCGGGUUCCGGAUCGUCAGAUGGCAGAGCCAGGAAGACUGACUUAGCGCGAAAGGGCGGGAUCUACCGCGAAGCUUAUCAGAGAGCCAUUGAGCAAGGAAUGAGGGAAGAGGAGGCACAGGCCAUCGCCAAGGAAGCGUAUCGCAAUGCGUGAGCCGAUGUGAUUCGAGAACUUCCCAGCGAUUCCUACA
Molecule: messenger RNA, 2545 nt
Organism: Cladocopium goreaui
Lineage: Eukaryota; Dinophyceae; Suessiales; Symbiodiniaceae
Source: the annotation of a GenBank genome assembly